AUGAAGCCUUCCCCCUACCCGGAGGAGCCAGGACCUUUGGGGCAUGGAAGCGGAGGCUGCGGCUGGUGCGCCGGGGCUCCCGGGCUCUCCCGCACCCGACCUGAAACCGGAGCUCCAGGUCUCCCGGACAGGGCGGAAGCGCAAACACCGGCCGACACGACAGGCGGAGCCGAGCACACCCAGGGCCCCACGUGCCGCGCGGCCGGCCUGCAGGCCCCGCACGUUCGCCUGCGGACGCACGGCCUCCAACGCCCCAUGCAACGCGCGACCGCCCGCCUGCUGGCCGGCAGCAAUGAUUUUCAAGCUGGCAGUUCUGAUGACUUAUUCUGCAACAAUCUUUUCCAGCCUUCGAUCACCAUGAAAGUUAUCCAGGCUGUCUUUUUUGGUAUCUGUGUAUUGACCGACCUUUCCAGCCUUCUUACCAAGGGAAAUGACAGCCAAGAACAAGAAAGGCAGCUGAAAAAGCUCAUUUCCCUCCGUGACUGGAUGAUGGCUGUUUUAGCUUUCCCCAUUGGAGUGUUUGUUGUAACGAUGUUUUGGAGCAUCUAUAUCUAUGACAGGGAGCUGGUUUACCCGAAGCUGCUCGAUAAUUUUAUACCAGCAUGGCUAAAUCAUGGAAUGCAUACAACAGUUUUGCCCUUUAUAUUAAUUGAGAUGAGAACAACACAUCAUGAGUAUCCCAGCAGGAGCUGUGGACUGGCUGCAGUAUGCACCUUUGCUGUUGGCUACAUUUUAUGGGUGUGCUGGAUUCACCAUGUUACAGGAGUGUGGGUGUACCCACUUCUUGAGUACCUCAGCCCAGGUGUCAAAAUAAUCUUCUUCACAGCUCUUACCAUAACAAUUAACAUUUUCUACUUGCUGGGAGAGGUUCUAAACAACUACAUAUGGGAUACCCAAAAAUGUAUUGAAGAAGGAAAAGAAAAGCCUAAAUUGGAGUGAACAUUAAAUGCAACAUGGAGGAUUUUUUAUGACUCCAUGCAAGAUUUCUCAUCGCCAACAGAGGUUGUCAUGGAGAGGAAUCUUUUGGAAA
Tinamus guttatus (white-throated tinamou) is the source of this 1030-nucleotide messenger RNA. Lineage: Eukaryota; Metazoa; Chordata; Aves; Tinamiformes; Tinamidae. The record is from RefSeq and is a predicted model, not a curated record.